Clarias gariepinus (North African catfish) is the source of this 1743-nucleotide messenger RNA. Its product is annotated as ZW10 interactor. Gene Ontology annotation, cellular component: cytosol; kinetochore; nuclear body. The record is from RefSeq and is a predicted model, not a curated record. Bases 26 to 1156 code for a protein of 376 amino acids. Lineage: Eukaryota; Metazoa; Chordata; Actinopteri; Siluriformes; Clariidae. The transcript has 10 exons. Gene Ontology annotation, biological process: establishment of localization in cell; mitotic cell cycle checkpoint signaling; mitotic sister chromatid segregation.
CGCGCGGGUAAGAUUCAAAACAAAAAUGGUGACAGAACGAGCAAUUGCGCUACUAGAACGAGCUGACUCUUUUCUUCUAAAGCCAUGCGACUCGACAGAGACUCAGGACGCUGGAGGGGCAAAAGUUAUGGCCUCUUAUUUAAUGGACUGCAGACGUAAACAGAAGAUCAUGUGCAAGCAGUAUGGUGCAGUGGAUGAGAUGAUUAGGUUUCUUGCAGGUCUGGAGUCGGCAGAACAGUUCCUGAAUGAACCUUGUCCGUCUGUACCAAACACUGAGGCGAACUGGAAGGCUUUAAAGGCAGAAUAUCUUGAGCAAGUCCAAGAAGUGAAUGGGCUGAUAGAAAAACUGGUGGAGCAGAUGGAGGAGCUGGUCAAAAAACAGCAAACACUGGAGGCCCUGCUAGUAGCGCUCGAAAAGAAAAAACAGGAGUUCGAAGAACAUGAGAAAGUGGCACUGAAGUCGAAGCAGAGAGUUAUGAAACAGAUGAAUCUGCAGAUAGACGAUUCCCUGCAGAGAACCCAGGAUGCCUUGCAUGCUUGUGACAGGCAGCUUUCUGAACUCAAAAGGAAAGCAGACGAACGCCUUGCCCAGGUAGCCAAUUGGACAGCUUUAAGAGACAGAUUGCAAUCCACAUUGGAAACCACUCAGGCUUAUAUGCAGUCCAGGUUGUUGUCCGUGAGCCUUUCUGAGCUGUGUCUAGAGCUUCUGCCUCGCUCCACCCAGGAGUCCCUGGAGCCUUUGCAUCUCUCUAUAACCAUGACCACAGACGACCACUUCCGUCUGCAGGUUUUUCAGGGCACUGCAGGUCUCUUAGAGCAGUCAGUUGAAGGCCAUGUAAAAGAGAUGAGUGCUGCAUUGGUGGAAGUGAUGAAGUGCUACAUUAGCCAAGGAAAGAUGCUUGCUGAAAUCCAGGCUCUGCAUUCAAGGUUUGCAAUUGACUGGUGUCCAGCAAAGCGCCUGCUGAUUUUCCUCAAGUCUGCCACCACAGUGUGCCACCUGGAACUGGAGGACGGCUACCCGUCAAAUGGCCGUGCCAAACUGCUUGCUGUGCGCAAAGAUGGCAACCUUCUCAAUCUCUCUGCCCUGCAGCCCCCUGUGAUGAAUCCUACUCUGACAGGUUGGCUGGAGUUUCUCUCCUCAUAUCCAGACUUCUGAUCACUGCUGGCAGCAUCACACGUGUCUGGUGCAAUAGGGUCCCAACAUGAAUCCAUACGUGGAAAAAACUGUUUGUGAAACUGAGCAAAUAAAUAGCCUGUUUUUAGUAUGUAUUUACAUAAAGCAAUACUGUACAUCAACCAGCACAGACUUGCAUUAUGUAAAAAUUGUUUGUCUUGUUCUGUGGAUCCUAUUUUAUGUUCUUUAUAUAUAAAUGUAUGCCUGUUCUGCUAAAUAUUUGUAAGUUUUUUUUUUUUCUGUAAUAAAUUACACUGUAAAAGACUGAUAGUAUUGAUAGUAAAUACAGAGAAUUUAUCCAGUGUAUCCAAUUAUCUGUCUACAUACACUCAUCAGCCACAUAAAUGAGAGCACCUGGACCGCUGCUUAUUUAUGUAAUUAUUCAGUCAACUAAUCAUGUGGCAGCAUAAAACUUGAUACUGAUGUCAGUCAACAGCAUUAAAUGAUGUCCAGAACAGGUAAAAAAAAAAAAAAAAAAUUGUUCCAUUAACUUUGACCAUGCCUUAGUUGUUGGUUGGCUGGUUUUAGCAUUUUAGAAACUGUUAAUGAGUUGAGAUUUUCACCCACUG